Messenger RNA from Hippocampus comes (tiger tail seahorse), 3496 nucleotides. RefSeq names its product solute carrier family 4 member 2b (gene slc4a2b). The transcript has 19 exons. The record is from RefSeq and is a predicted model, not a curated record. NCBI's taxonomy places the organism in Eukaryota, Metazoa, Chordata, Actinopteri, Syngnathiformes, Syngnathidae. The coding region runs from base 197 to 3166 and encodes 989 amino acids. Gene Ontology annotation, cellular component: apical plasma membrane; basolateral plasma membrane; plasma membrane. Gene Ontology annotation, biological process: bicarbonate transport; regulation of intracellular pH; transmembrane transport. Gene Ontology annotation, molecular function: monoatomic anion transmembrane transporter activity; solute:inorganic anion antiporter activity.
CUUUUGGAUAUGUAGGGUUGAGGCUUGAGUCAUGACGUCCUCCUUCCCUGAAGAGCUGCGGCCGCGGUCAUGUGACCAGGGCUAACGAGAAUGAGAAACGUGGUGUAGCUGGAUCGAGAAUAUCACCCUUGAGUGACUUCCCCACCCCCCCGUUUUCGUUUUUUGAGUGGUGGUAGCACUCCUGCGAAUUGCCUCUAUGGACUAUCUGUACUCAUUCAAGCCUGAGCCGUCGUCUCCGCACAGGCCGCUCCAACUGGACGAGGACGACGACGGCGACCUGAACAAGGCGUUGGGGGUCCAACGCUUCCAGCACAUCCUCAGGCCGUCCACUUCCGUGCCCGACGAGCAGCACCACAACUACCACGAAGAGGACAUCGAAUACCACCGCCACUCCUCCCACCACAUCCACCGCCCUUUGUCCAAGUUGCCCCAGGACGGGCGCCACAAAAAGAGCAGCAAGAAGAGGCGCAAGGAAAAGGACCACAAGAGCACCCACGCCCCCGGCAGCGUCCCCGUCGAGGAGGUCGAAGAUGAGGAGCAGCAGCAGGAGGAGGAGGAAGGGCAGGAAACCAGCGCCGCUUCCUCUUCCGAGCCGGUUGGGGUCAAGGAUGUGGAAUUCUUCUUGUCCGAUGACGACCACGUGGACUCCCCCACCCGGGAUCUGGACGUGGUCCCGCACUCCGCCGUGGGAGCCGAUCCUGACGACGGCACGUCCACCGAGAAGCCAGAGUUGUCAGACGUCCCCAGCCCGCCGCAUUCGGAUCACCCGCCGCUCGCCCGCUUGUCCUCGACAGGCCGAAGCUACGACCUGCAGGAUCGGCGGCGAACCGGCAACAUGACGGGCGCCGAGCAGGCCAAAUACCAGCGCAUCCCCACCGACGAGAUCGAGGCUCAGACACUCGUCUCCGCCGACCUGGAUGGCAUCAAGAGCCAUCGCUUCGAAGAUGUCCCCGGCGUUCGCAGACACCUGGUCCGAAAGAGCACCAAAGGCCAGGUGGUGCACACGGGCAAGGACCACAAGGAGUCCGCCACUCGCAGCCGAAAGCAGGACCGCACCCCACAUGAGGUGUUCGUGGAGCUGAACGAGCUGACCAUGGACAAGAACCAGGAAAUGCAGUGGAAGGAGACGGCCCGCUGGAUCAAGUUUGAGGAGGACGUGGAGGAGGAGACGGACCGCUGGGGCAAGCCCCACGUGGCCUCCUUGUCCUUUCGCAGUCUGCUGGAACUCCGCAAGACCAUCGCACACGGUGCCGUGCUGCUGGACCUGGACCAAAAGACCCUGCCCGGCAUCGCCCACCAGGUGGUCGAGAAGAUGAUCAUUUCAGACCAGAUCAAAGCCGAGGACCGCGCCAACGUCCUGCGGGCCCUGCUGCUCAAGCACAGCCAUCCGAGCGACGACAAGGAACACAGCAGCCCCUUCCCCAGGAACAUCUCUGCCGCAAGCCUGGGUAGCCUCAUGACCCACCACCAUGUUGCCAACCACACCCACACGCCCGAGCCCUCGGUCACCGACCCGCUGAUGAGCAGCGCGCACGCGGCGGGCGACUGCGACACGCACAUCGACGUCGAAAAGAAUGACGUGCAGAAAGAGCCCACCGUGGUGUCGGGCAUGCAUCGCUCCAAGUCCAAGCACGAACUCAAGCUCCUCGAGAAGAUUCCUGAAAACGCCGAGGCCACCGUCGUCCUCGUGGGCAGCGUGGACUUCCUGGAGCAGCCCACCAUGGCGUUCGUACGGCUGCAGGAGGCCGUGGAACUGGAGUCGGUGCUGGAGGUUCCCGUGCCCGUUCGCUUCCUGUUUGUCCUGCUGGGGCCCCCCACCACCAGCAUGGACUACCAUCAGAUAGGACGCUCCAUCUCCACGCUCAUGUCCGAUAAGCAAUUCCACGAGGCGGCCUACCUGGCGGACGACCGGCAGGACCUCCUGAACGCCAUCAACAGCUUCCUGGACUGCAGCAUCGUGCUGCCGCCGUCGGAGAUGGGCGGCGACGAGCUCCUGCGCUCGGUGGCGCGAUUCCAGCGGGAGAUGAUGCGCAAGCGGGAGGAAGGAAAACUGCUGGCCGACGAACCCAAAAGCCUGGAGGAAAAAGAAGCCCUGAUCACGCCUUUCAAGAAGUCCGAUGACCCCUUGGAGCGCACCGGCCGGCCCUUCGGCGGCCUGAUCCGAGACGUGAGGCGGCGCUACCCAAAUUACGUCAGCGACUUUAAGGACGCCCUCAACAGCCAGUGCAUGGCCGCCGUCAUCUUCAUCUACUUCGCCGCCCUCUCGCCGGCCAUCACGUUCGGAGGGCUGCUGAGCGAGAAGACGGAAGGUCUGAUCGGUGUGUCGGAGCUCAUCGUGUCCACCGCCGUGCAGGGCGUCAUUUUCUGCUUGCUGGGAGCGCAGCCUCUGCUGGUGGUGGGCUUCUCUGGACCGCUUUUGGUCUUUGAAGAAGCUUUUUACACUUUCUGCAAGUCCAGCGACAUGGAGUACCUGACGGGCCGCGUCUGGAUCGGCGUGUGGCUGGUGGUCAUCGUGCUCGUCACGGUGGCUUUCGAGGGCAGCUUCCUAGUGCGCUUCGUCUCCCGCUUCACGCAGGAGAUCUUCUCCUUCCUCAUCUCGCUCAUCUUCAUCUGCGAGACCUUCAUGAAGCUCGGCAGGAUUUUCAAGCAGCACCCUCUGAAGCGUUGCCCCCUCAACCCGCUCCUUCCUUUAAACGACACGGCGGCCCAGAACGCCUCCGCGGAAAACGUCACAGCAACGCCGGUCAACAUCGGCAACGUCACCGCCGUUCCCGAGGUGACCAAGAUCGCCGGCCCGACGGACGAACCCAACACGGCGCUGCUGUCGUUAGUUCUCAUGGCCGGGACGUUUUUCAUCGCUUUCUACUUACGCAAGUUCAAGAACAGUGCCUUCUUUCCCGGAAGGCUACGCAGGAUUAUCGGCGAUUUCGGGGUGCCCAUCGCCAUCCUCGUCAUGGUGCUUGUGGACAACAGUUUAGACGACACAUACACACAAAAACUGAACGUCCCACGCGGUUUCUCCGUGACCAAGCCCGAAAAGCGCGGCUGGAUCAUCAGCCCGCUGGGACGCGACGGGGAUUUCCCCAUCUGGAUGAUGUUCGCCUGCUGCCUCCCCGCUCUGCUCGUCUUCAUCCUCAUCUUCAUGGAGACUCAAAUCACCACGUGAGUGGACGGAAAAAAACCUUUGCCAUGCAUCUAACAUGAACCCAUGUUACAUAAACAACUCUGUUCAGUUUUUCGACACCGGCAAUAAUAAUAGCGACAGUCCAAGUCGAAAUAACACUCGCAUAAACUGGCAACUUCACACAAAACCUGAACUCGAAAACAAAUACGUAAACUCGAAGGUGUCGACUUGUCACUGGAGAAGCUCAGCGAACACGCCGCUAUCCAGAACCACUUUCUCUUCUUCAAGAGCGUCACGAAGUCUAACGUGGAGGCUGGCUUUGACGUAGUCUUCAUCUACCACCGCUUCUACCUGAAGGCCACCAGAUGCCCC